AUGAUCAUCUCUGUCGAUCACAAUACGAACACCUCAACAUUGAUCAAACAAUACAACGCUCCGGGUGAUGGUCUGCUCUCAACGUUCCUAGGAAACACUCAGAUAUUGACAAACAACAACGUCAUAAUUGGAUGGGGCAAUAAUCCUUCAAUUUCAGAACAUACAGAGGACGGCACUGCCAUAUUCUUUGCCACAUUGGUGGGUAUAGAUGUACAGAACUACCGUGCAUUCAAAUAUAACUGGACCGCAAAACCAAAUGACCCUCCAGCCCUUCGGGCAGUCAGCACAUCUGGGAACUCAGCAACCACCUUCUGGGUUAGCUGGAAUGGAGCCACAGACAUAGACCGUUGGAGGAUUCAUGCUACAACCCCUGCAUCCGACGAAUUUGUGCCUUUAGAUGCAAUACAAAGACAAGGGUUUCAGACUACAUACACCAGCAUGAACUAUCACCCGAAGGCUUUUGCAGAGGCUAUUACAGCGGAUGGGCUGAGUCUAGCAAACUCAUCAGUUGUGGAUACAUCGUCGACGUUACCUGCGAGCGAGUAA
Aspergillus udagawae is the source of this 546-nucleotide messenger RNA. RefSeq lists its product as uncharacterized. The transcript has a single exon. Lineage: Eukaryota; Fungi; Ascomycota; Eurotiomycetes; Eurotiales; Aspergillaceae. The record is from RefSeq and is a predicted model, not a curated record. Bases 1 to 546 code for a protein of 181 amino acids.